AUGGGAAAGAAGAAGAAGAAAACUAAGACAAUGCCAAAUCCAAUGGACUGUAUACCGAAAUAUUCUCAACACCCAAGAAGCUCACCACCCAAACGCCGCACAGAUUUCUCUGUUUUUAGAUGCACUCCCUCAUUGUUCAAUAAAGAUUCCUCGUCAGAUACACAUUCUGGAGUCCUUAGAUUGUCCAAAUUCACUACAAACAAAUUACAUGAGAGGGAAAUGGAAGGAAAACAAUUUUCUGAUGGUAAACUGGUCCGAUGUAGCUAUUCCCUUGAGCAUAGAUCAGUGUGUUCAUCUGAAUAUUCUGAUGUUCUGGGUAAGGAAGCUGAUUCAUCUGUCCAAGAUGAACGUCUCAAGCCUGGAAGCAAUAGGGAUGCUAGUAAUGAAAAAACUAACCCAGAUGUAUAUCCUGUUAAUGGCAGCAAUUCUCUUUUAAUUCCUGGAAGGGUAGUAUGGGCUAGAACAGAUAAUCAAAUGUGGUGGCCUGCUGAGACCAAUUUGAUCAUUGAAGAAGGAUCCGCAUUGUCUCAGCCAGCCUCUGAUGGACGUAUUUUAGUGCAGUUUUAUGGAAAUCGCUCAAGUGCUUGGAUUAAUCCAAUGACAGAUAUUUCUCCAUUUGAGAAUUCUUUUGAAGAAAGGAGCGCCAACUCUUCUAGAGAUUUUCACAAGGCUCUAAAACAAGCCUUAAAGAGGAAGGAACAAGUUAAUUCUUACUUGAGUUCUGAUAGGCAUUCUCCCUGCAAUCAGCAAAAUCAUUCAUGUGAUAAAUGGACUUCAUGCACCUCAAGUACCACAAUGGAUGAUUUUGUAUUGAGGGGAAGGGGCAAAAGGGAACGUAAACGCAAAGUUCAUUUUGAUGAGGUGACAUUUCCACUGAAAUCACAAAAAAAGUCUCGUCGGUUGAAGAUAAUGCGAUACCUUGGCCUUGUUGCCCCAGUUGGCUCUCCAUUUUGA
Sphenostylis stenocarpa is the source of this 954-nucleotide messenger RNA. The record is from the annotation of a GenBank genome assembly. Lineage: Eukaryota; Viridiplantae; Streptophyta; Magnoliopsida; Fabales; Fabaceae.